AUGUCUUGCACUUACAGGGAUUACCAGAAGGUGAUCAGGCUGGCGCUGACCAGCUCAAAGAAACCGAUGACGACAUCGGCUGGGGUUUCCAAAUGUAUGGACUCCACCAGCAAACCAAAGAUCACAAGAACAAAAACCGGAUGUCUUUGUUGUCGCAAAAGAAAGAAGAAGUGCGACGAGCUUCGGCCUAAAUGCUCUGGGUGUAGGCGGAAUUACCUUGAAUGUGUGUAUCCAGACCAACCCUCUCCAGACUACUGUCCACUGACCCCUCCUUUAUCUGCUUCUGAGGACGAACCAAGAUCUCCUCUUAGUGAUAAUGAGGUACUUACACCCAAAGUCAUGACUAUAGAGGCUGAUCCUACGGGACUCACUACGAGUCAGUUGUCUGAUUUUGUGGUGACCAGUGUGGAUGCGCGUGCGGUUUUCGAUUCUGCUCAUCCAACCAUAGGUUACCAGAGGUUUCCCAAGCAGAUAAAGAUCAGCAGUUUGUUAAACUAG
Kuraishia capsulata CBS 1993 is the source of this 498-nucleotide messenger RNA. RefSeq lists its product as uncharacterized. Bases 1 to 498 code for a protein of 165 amino acids. Gene Ontology annotation, molecular function: zinc ion binding; DNA-binding transcription factor activity, RNA polymerase II-specific. Gene Ontology annotation, biological process: regulation of DNA-templated transcription. The transcript has a single exon. The record is from RefSeq and is a predicted model, not a curated record. NCBI's taxonomy places the organism in Eukaryota, Fungi, Ascomycota, Pichiomycetes, Pichiales, Pichiaceae.